CUUGCGCUUUGCGAAAUGAAUUUUUCUUCUAUCUAAUUGUACAAAAUUUAUUGCUAUCGACGAGCAAGUUUAUAUUGCUAUUACUGGUAACCGGAUCACAAGUCAUGGCUCAGCCAACCCACGCAACGACGUCAGACUCGCACUGCUCUUCUUGUGCUUGUGGCCACGAAGUGAGCGAACGUGCAAAAGUAACAACGUCUUCGCUUCGAGAAAAGCAAGCACCAAUCAAGGAUUUGUACAAAAAAGAUCCGUCUAAAGCAUUUGUGACACUUUCAGCGCAAGGCACUCUGUCAAACACUUCUAUCGCGUGCAAACUCUCCAGUGGAGCCGCUAUCAAGGAAGCAACGACUCGCGUAGCAGGUUUGCAUCCUAAGGCCGGCGGCGACAACCCUGAUGUCAGUGGCGAAUUAUGCUCAGGAGAUAUGCUGCUUGAAGCAUUGGUUGCAUGCGCAGGAGUAACAAUGAAAGCUGUCGCAACAGCUCUCUCACUUCCAUUGAAGGAUGGGAACAUUCGAGCGGAAGGCGACUUGGACUUCCGGGGAACUCUUGGUAUUGAUCGUGAUGCGCCUGUGGGCUUCAAAGAGAUUCGUAUGAGUUUUGAUGUCAGCUUUGAGAACGAAAUCUCUGAGGAGCAGGUUGAACGACUGGGUAAACUAACGGAGCGAUAUUGCGUUGUCCUGCAGACAAUCGCGAAAAAACCUGAAAUAAAGCUCAGAGUCAGGGGCGCCUACGAAAGCGAGGAUGGUAUCGAGAGGGCGGAACUAUGGGCUAGAAGUACUUAGCAAGAUGCAGUGUAGUUGAAUAAGCGUG
Verruconis gallopava is the source of this 810-nucleotide messenger RNA. RefSeq lists its product as uncharacterized. Bases 105 to 782 code for a protein of 225 amino acids. The record is from RefSeq and is a predicted model, not a curated record. Lineage: Eukaryota; Fungi; Ascomycota; Dothideomycetes; Venturiales; Sympoventuriaceae. The transcript has a single exon.